This is a messenger RNA of Sporothrix brasiliensis 5110, 1665 nucleotides long. RefSeq lists its product as uncharacterized. NCBI's taxonomy places the organism in Eukaryota, Fungi, Ascomycota, Sordariomycetes, Ophiostomatales, Ophiostomataceae. The coding region runs from base 1 to 1665 and encodes 554 amino acids. The record is from RefSeq and is a predicted model, not a curated record. The transcript has 5 exons.
AUGAAAAGCCCAAAACAAUCCAACGGCACACUGCUCCCACGGCCGGCCCGGUACCGCUUGGGUGCACCGCGCGCACCGCCGCCGCCGGUCUGCGGCCGCGGCGAGAGGGAUCCAUUGUUUGCGCCCGCCGCGCUGCCCGUCCGCGUCGGCGACGGACUGUUGAGCGCGCUGCUGUGCCCACUGUUGCCGCCGCCGCUGCCGCCGUUGGGCAUCAGCGUGUACGCCGACGGGUCGAGCAUCGACACGCGCAUCGGGUGGCUGUUGGAGCCGCUGCUGAUGCUGGUGCUAGCAGCACGCUGCGACGGCGGCGGCGGCGGCGGCGGCGGCGGCGGCAGGUUGGCAGACGACGACGACGCGGCCAGUGUGCCGUUGCCGUACGGCGACGCAGAAGGCGCUGCUGCCGCCGGGGGUGGCGGCGGUGGCGGCGGCGCGGGCGGCGGCGCCGACGAGAAGGACGACGACGGCGAGUGCGACGGGGCAGCCGGCGGAGGCGGUGCCGAGGGAGGCGGUGGUGGCCGCGAGGGCGCACUGUUGCUCGGAGGCGGCGGCGGGGGAGGAGGAGGCGGCGACGCUGGCUGGUACGGCGGAGAGGACGGCAUCGCACUCGGCGGCGGCGGUGGAGGAGGUGGAGCAGGCGGUGCGGCGGCACCAAAGGACGACGGAGGUGGCGGCGGAGGCGGUGCGGGCGGUGCCGAAGGCACGGGAGGCGCGGCAGCCGAGGGAAUGGGCGGCGCAGAGCCCGUGGGUGGCGGCGAGGCCAGGCUCGACGAGGGCUUUCUGGACCCGGGCGGCGGCGGCGGCUUCUUGCCAAUGGGCGGCGGAGGGCCCUUGCUGCCCAUGAUAAUCUGCGAGGCAGACGACACAGGGCGGUCGCCACGCGCCGACACCUUGCGCAGGUUGGAGAUGGACGGGUGGAAGCCGGCGCCGAGCGGGUUGCCGGGCGCAGGCACUGCAGGGCGGCCGGGCGGCUUCGGUGCAGCGCCACCGGGUGGCUUUGGUGCGCCAAACGCAGGCGGCCGCGGCGGUGCGGCGGACGCGCGCGAGUCUUCGGGGUCGGACAAGUACGAGGCGGUCGUAUCAGCUGCGAUGGUUAGCAUGGGCGUCGAGUCGAGUCGCGUGCCCUGCAAAGAGGGCACAGGGGCUCCACUGACCUCCUGUAUUGACGCCGCCGCCGGUCUUGCGCAGUUUGGGGAUGCCGCCAGAGAAGAGACCGGCCAGCUGCGGUGGUCCAGCACUGUCCAUGCCGCCCUGGUCGCUGUUGCUGCGAGCACGGUUGCCCGCAGCGGGCGGUGCCAGGCCGCCACCUGGCCGCGGAGGAGCGCCGCCCGGGAUCGGAGGAGCACCGGCCACCGGCAACGAGCCCGAACCGCCGCCGGACGACUUGCUGAGGGCGGACCGCCAGGCGGUGGUGGCGGCGGUGGCGGCGGAGGCAUGCCGGACAUGCCGCCCGGGGGAGGGGGUGGCGGAGGCGGCGGAGGCGGCGGCAUCGUUGCUGUGGGACGCGGACGAGCAGAAGACGUCGACGCCGAGAGGGGCAGCUGUUGGGACACAAAAUCGUUUAUCUUUUCGUCAAUCAAAGGGAGCGCGUGCCGCCUGGCGUGGUCGACGGCAGGCCGCUCAGGGGGUUGCUGCCGGUCCUAUCGUCGAGACCUGCGUAAGAAAUGA